GCCAUUUUCUGUCAAGCUCAAUCAAGUCAGCUUCGGUUCUGUUAGUCGCUGUGUUUGUGUAUAGUGGGAUGAAAAAUUAUUUGUACCGAUGAAUAUCAAUGGGCAAUUGUGUUGAUUACGAAGCCAAAAUAUGGCUCGUUUAUUGUGUUUGUGGCUCUAAUGCACCCUUCUAUCAGUGAUGAUGGCCGAGUGAUUGAUAAAGUGAAGUGUUUUGUGUCGUAUGCUGAUCUGCGGCAGCAACAUUGAGCUCCUUUCUCUGGAUAUAUCGUCCGUAAGACGACAUCGAAUCACAGAAUCGGGAAAAACGUUUCAUCAUGUCGUCAAAAAACAUCCCUGGAGACAAGAUAAAUCUACGGUUAAUCCUGGUGUCGGGCAAGACAAAGGAGUUCGUGUUCAGUCCGGUGGAUUCGGCUGGCGACAUAGCGCUACACGUUUACGACAAUUGGCCUGAAGCGGACUGGUCGUCGGAGUGCGUGUCGCGCGCGGAGAUCCUGCGGCUGAUAUACCAGGGCCGCUUCCUGCACAGCUCGGUGACGCUCGGCGCGCUCGGGCUGCCGCUCGGCCGCACCACCGUGAUGCACCUCGUGCCGCGCGAGCACCUGCCCGAGCCGAACUCGCACGAUCAACGACAGAAAAGUAAAGGUGGCUCCAGCAGUUGCUGUUCGGCGUCCUGCUGCAUAUUGUAAUGCGAGCGCCACGGGACCCUAAUUGUGUUCACAGUUCACACUCAGUGAUCGUAGGCAGACUCGACGGCGGGUGCACCGGACUCUUGUGAUGUUUUUAAAAGACUCGCUUAUUUGUAAGAGAUUAUCCACUUAGAUAAUUUCGUUUAGUUUAUUUUCUAAUUAAUACGCUAGCACUCGGAGGCGAGAGACGUUUCGAUCGAGCACAAAAUUCGUAAGAAAUUCACGCACACGUGGGGAUGCUAUUAAAAAUAUCGCAAGCGGCUUUGGUUUGUUUUCACGUUGCUGCUGUCUGCGCUGCCAGUAGAUUUUGCCGGAGUUUUAGUGACAAAUUAUUGCGUUUAUAUAGGGGUUGUUAGAUGUAUCUUAAGGCAUUAUUAACGCGGUUUGUUGGAAAAUCUUAAGGCUGAAUUCAAUUGGUGGAAAGGACGGUUUGCCAGCGUGAAAAAAAAAAACUAAACGUCAUUGUCAUUCGACAGCUAGAGCGUGACUCUCACCGCGUUAGCUCAUUAUAGGUUAUAAUGCUGCCGUGUUUAGUAGGUAGUCGGUAAGUAACAAAAAAAUUGAAUGUAUAAAUGGAACGCGAUUGUAUGUAUAGUUCCUCUAGAUCGGCUUGUAUGUUCGUUCGUAUAAAUUCUUAAGCCAUCGAUAUGAAUUUAACGCAGAUAUUUAUAUAUUAAUAUUACGAUAUGUGGAUUUCAGUCGUGUCUGCAUUGUAUAUAGUAUAAUACUUGGUUACGAUAAUUUUGUGAUAAGUUCUUGCAAUAUUUUGGAAGUUUCUUUUUUUUAUUUUUAAAAUUGGUUAUUUACGUUGCUAGCUGUUGCUUGAAUGGAGUUUGGCUAUUACCUUAAUAAUUAUGCAUUAUAUAUAUUUGAACGCAAACACGGCGACUGGUUGUAAUAUUGAGAAAAAUUUUAGUAUAUUCAUAUAAUUUUAUUUUAGAUUUUCUUUUCAUCUUAAUAUAGCCGAGUUUCUGGUAUUUUAAUGAACAAUAAUUAAUUAAAAUAUUAUCUCAAUAGUCUACCGCCAUUUUAGUGAUUAAAAAACAUUUUAGAUUAAAAUUAAACGACUCAGUGCUUAGGUUUAUGGGUUGCAAUAAUGCAAAUAUUUUCGAAAUAACUCUCAGUGUUACCAGACUCCAAUAAUUGUAAAUACAAACUUUAUAUUAUUACUUAUACAUCACAAUAUAUUAUGUAGCGUUCGUUAUAUCGGCUUAUAUGAUUUAGAUAUAAAUUUGUUUUAUUUUUUUAUAAUUGGCUAUAUUAUUUGAGUUUGGCUAAGCCGUAUUUUAAGCUAAUAAAUUUCACUAUCCAUCCUGUCUUUUAAACAUUUUGUGAUAUAGUACAAAUAAAAUUAUUUACGGACAGACAGAAGUAAAGAUAAAUUUUAGAUGUAUCAGAAACAGUAUUAAGGGGAACUGAUUAUUUUUUGACCUCUAGUGGACGUAGGAGUGUAUAGCUGAUUUUACUAAAUAAACAAUGAAUUUAAAUUAAUUGUAACUGAAAUUCAAUUUUUUUUUCUUGCCAGAUCUAAUAAUCAAAUAGCACCUUCAAAAUCAGCAGUAUAUUCCCAAAUCCAAAUAGUAUGAAUGUAUUUUUUUUAUUUGGUUACUCUGUUUAGUUGCUGUAUGUAUUUUGUUAAGUUGUGUAAAAAUAUCCUAGUUGAUAAUUAAAGUAAAAUAACAAAUUGAUUUGCAUUUUUAAUUUUCGCUUGUUUUCCUCCUUUGUAUAUAGAUGGCGUUUUAAUAAAUUGCUUAUAUUGGAUUUUUUAUUUUUAAUACGAUCAUUUUAUUAUUAUAAUUUGCUUGACAUAUCGCUUAUUUAUUAAAUUGAUAAGUAUCAUAAAAUUUUUAAUUACUGUUAAUGAAUGUAACCUGUAAAGUGUUUAAUGAAUUAAUACCUAUAAUCUUACUUAUACGUCCACGGCAAAUGAACUAAAAUCGUAUAUUUUGUUAACUAUAAGCACUUCCAUAACCACUGCUUUUAAAAAUCUAAAUGUUAAAUUUAGUGGGUCGGCGACAAUAGAGUGGACUUAGAAAUAAGCGAGAUAGGGCUAAAACUCGACUUAAAAUGUGUUUCCAUACAUAUUAAACCGUCUUUGUAUAUACGCUCUGUCUGUUUAUUAUUCUCUUUAUAAUUAUGCACUCCGAAUUCGGGCUAAGUAUGUAUAGACAAAUCGUAAGAUAGAUCGGAUUAAGGCGAUAUGGUAGUAUAUAGUUCGAUGUCUUCACCGUAUUUUAAUAUUUCCAUAGAGUAUUUCCGUAAUUACGUGAUAUUUGGAGCCACUUAUUUAUUAUACCAUUAUGCAGAUUAUUAUUGAUACAAAUUUAUUUUGCUAAUUUAAAUUACGAUAAUUACGAUAGACUACGAAUAAUAAUAUCAAAACCAGGUAUUGUAAUGUCGCGCUACGAUUUCUGGUUUUGCUAAUAUUAUUACGAGGUAUUGUAGAUUAAACCUAUAUGCGUAAAAUAAAAUUUCCCCAAACCGAAAUAUUGAACAAUUUCAAACAUCGUUUUAUAGAUCGUCGACAAAAUGGUGGCAUCCAAACGAAUGUAAAUAAUAAAUUUACUUUAGUCAAAUCUAGCGUUAAUUUUAGCUUCGAUACUCGAGCCGUUGUAUGUCUGUGUGACCUAAAUUUUAUAUCGGCUGACUAGUUAAUUAAAAUUUGGCAAUAUUUAAUUUUUAUUAGUCUGAUUGGAUGUAGAUAAUUUUAAACGCAAUUGAUGAUACAAAACAAGGUAAUGCAAGCUGCGUUGUUGGGAAUAUUAUAUGUCUUCUUUCAUUAUAGUACAACUAUAUUUUGUUGAAUGAUUGAUAAAUUAAAAAUACUCGAAAGUUUUAAUCAUUUAUCAACUUGCAAAUAAUUUAACACUGACUUGUUAACUUCUGAAAGUCUUGAUAAUAUAUUAGACACAAUUUUUUCGCGUAUUAGUAAAAUUUAAAAUGCCAACGCAUAUUUUAAACUUGAUUUUAUCUAAAUAGUUGAAGCGUACAACGGUGAAUAAAAUAGGUGUCUCUGUAUAACAGGUUUACAUAAUCUAUAUAAUUGUUAAUAUAAAUUAUAAUAAUGUUGAUGACUUGGUUGGAAGGUAGGUUUGCUAUCGGUUUGUGUGAUUAAGUAUAGAUAGUUUUAUAAUUAUUGAAACACUAUAGGUUGUAUAUUGUUUCAGCGAUUGAGUUUCGAUGGGGUCAAAUAAAAUUUUAAGAAUG
Zerene cesonia (dogface butterfly) is the source of this 3893-nucleotide messenger RNA. It is a transcript of the gene UBL3, whose product is annotated as ubiquitin-like protein 3. The coding region runs from base 315 to 686 and encodes 123 amino acids. NCBI's taxonomy places the organism in Eukaryota, Metazoa, Arthropoda, Insecta, Lepidoptera, Pieridae. The record is from RefSeq and is a predicted model, not a curated record. The transcript has 4 exons.